AUGAUUCUCACAGAGACACUAUCCACCCAAGAGUUCAAUGAGGAUGGCGUGAAUGGUAUUGAUGCAGACAAAAAGACAUCACACAUACCACUCUGGCAAUCGAUCAAGAAAUUCCCCAGAAUCGUGGGCUACUGCCUCGCGCUAAGCUCGGCAAUUCUUCUCUACGGAUAUGACCUUGUCAUUGUGGGGACAGUGGCUGCAAUGCCUCAAUUCCAACUUGUUUUUGGCCAGGAAUUUAAUGGAAAAUACAUCAUCCCCUCGAUGUGGCUUUCCCUUUGGAACGUCUCCAGUUGCAUUGGCGUGAUGUUCGGCUCCAUCGUCGGUGGUUACUAUCAAGAUCGUCGUGGGCGUCGGAUUACGCUCGCUAUAGGCAGUUUCCUAUCUACCAUUGCGGUCGCGAUAUGCUAUAUUUCCGAUCUACCAGACGGAAUGGAAACUCGUCGAGGGGUAUUCUUCGCCGGUAAACUCUUCCAUGGAAUCAGUAUUGGCAUUCUUCUAUGUGUUACACAGACAUAUAUGUCCGAGGUACUCCCUGUUGUUCUACGAGGACCGAUCAUUGCAUUUUAUCCGAUCUUCACGCUUCUCGGACAACUAGUUGGGUCGAUCAUGGUGUAUACCUCGCUUAAACACACUGGCGCACAAUCAUACCGGAUAUGCUUUGCAUCGCAAUGGCCGUUCUCAGCUGUCCCGUUUGUUCUAGCGACAUUUUUGCCGGAGAGUCCAACGUGGCUUUUGCGAAAGGGACGAACGGACAAGGCCCUCGCGGCACAAAAGAAGCUUGAUACAAGUCGUGUCAACUCACAAGCUGUAAUAGACGAGUUGCAGGCGUCAAUUUCAGCCGAGGACGAGGAGGGCGAAACCCACAGAUAUGCCGAUUGCUUUAGAGGAGUCAGCAUGCGCCGAACUUUGGUUGUGGCUUUUGCGAACGUGAUACCUCAGAUGUUCGGACUGCAGCUGCUGGCAAAUGCCUCCUACUUCAUGCAAAUCGUGGGUAUGAGCUCAUCUAAUAGCCUGAUAUUCUUGAUUUUGGGUAUUGGACUGGGCUUGAUUGCGAAUGUUAUCAGUCUAUGGGCGUUGAAUGCAUUUGGGAGAAGAUCCCUCAUUCUACUGACUCUGGGUAUUGUUAUGGUUUUAUGGAUCGCAAUCGGAAUCGCAGGGAUCUUCAAGGGAACUGUGACGGUUUGGUAUACAGCAGUUAGCAUGAUGGUUAUCAUUAUGGUCUCUGGUUUCGGAUCGUGGCCUGCGUCCCAUGUUGUUGCCGCCGAAGCUUCCUCGCUCCAACUUCGAGCGAAGUCCCAAGGUAUUGGGUGGUUUACAAGCGGUGUCGGAACUGCAGUGUUCGCCAUCAUUUUGCCUUAUAUCUACAACGCAGACCAAGGAAAUCUGAGGGCGAAAACAGGGUUCGUGAUGGCAGGAUUCGCCGCAGUUGCAGUCGCCGUAGUGUGGCUGGCUAUCCCAGAGAUGAAAGGUCGGACGCCGAUGGAGAUCGAUCGCAUGUUCUCGUUGAGAUUACGGACCCGGGAUUUCAAAGACGGGACCAAACGCGACUUUCGUUUCCUUUCUCGCCACAUUAUCCCGGUCAUAUCCCCAAAAACGAUGUCAGAUCCCGAUGCUCCACCAGGCAGGAAUAAACCUACUAAGCGUGGAACACGGAAUUCCCUAUCGUGCGCACAAUGUCGCUACAAGCACCUUCGCUGCGAUGGUCGUAAGCCCGUCUGCUCACGCUGCGCCACAAAUACAGUACAAUGUGUUUAUCCUCCAUCACGCCGACGUGGAAAUCCAAAAUCGGGGAAACCCCCGCUGUCGCCUGUUAGAGAUGUCUAUGAGAACUCGAUCGACUCAUCACUGCAAACUUCCACAGUCGGUUCUUCCUCUUCUGCUCCUACCGACGGGCAAAUUGAAUCAUCUUCCAAUUCAGGUUCCUCAUUUCUGAGUUUGUAUUAUGAAUUCUUCCAUGCGGCCCAUCCUUGCGCCUUACCAUUUCAAAAUUUGAAGACUCGUCUUAACGAACCCAAAGUCCAGCCUCUCCUUCAAGUGAUGUGCUAUAUCGGAUCUAUUUUCGAUAUUUCUUGUCCAUCGCAAUUAUUAGAAUCAUGCGCUCAGCGUGCUCAGAACUCAGUGGUCCAAAUUCGGUCAUCAACUCGGCCUCUUACACCCUUUGACAUUCAAGCUAUCCUACUUUACUCCAUCGCCGUCUAUUGGUGCAAUGAAACGGAAAGUGGCGUUGAGCUCCUUGACGAAGCAAUUCGCAUGGCAGUAGCCCUUGGGAUGAGCAAAAAGGAUUUCGCACAAAACUAUGGAGAAGCCGAUUCAGUACUAGAAGAGAGUUGGCGCCGCACUUGGUGGGUGAUCUAUAUCACCGAUGUCCACAUUGCCGGAUCCACCCAUACGUACCCGUUCCGAACAAGUGGCAUUGAAAUCACUACCGACCUUCCUUGUGAAGAAGAGCAGUAUGAAAGAGGGGCUAUCCCAUCCCCACGAUCCCUAGAAGAUUACGAGAACAGGGAGUUCCUUGGUGAAGACGAAACUGAUUUUUCCUCCUAUGCGGAGCUUGUCGGCUUGACCCGCGGGAUUGAUCGGGCCUUGUCUCCGGGAAAUACUGUAGAUGGUAGAAUAUACACUACGAUGGCUGCUAGCGCUGAUACUAGUGUUCGAGCGUGGUGCUCUCUUCUUUCUCCGCAAAAGAGCCAAUUAAUCCGUCCCGAUGGAUCAUUUGAUGAGGUGAUGUUCAAAGCGUUCUUCAUUAUGCACACAUUCACCGUUGAAAUCCAUCGGCCGCUGUCGGCGCUGACUCACAGUGCAAUCGAAUCCGUAUCGCGCUGUGCUCCACUGGCUCCGUCGGAACAAUUAAAAUGCAACAACGCAAAGGAACGUGACCUGCAUACCGUGAAAUGCACCCAGGCUAUCAAUAGCAUUGAUGAACUGUUGACUCUGCCAACUAAUAUGAAGACCCAUUCCCCCUUCAUUAUUUGCAUGAUUGCCAAUGUGACCAUUGCACAUCUAUCGGCUUGCAGGUUUAUCUUUUCUGGGGACCGGCGAGCCAAAAGCCGAGAGAAGAUUCGUUUGACUAUGGGUACUUUGAAGCGUCUAAGUGAGCACUGGACGCUAGGCAAACGAACCUAUCGUGAGAUUGGAAUUAUUGCCCGAGAAUUGUUAUCCAUCGCAAAGGAUCCCCCCGCUGGUUUGGCUGCCAUUGACCUAUCCCUUCCGGAUCCAACUUCGCCUGCAUUUCCGGAAUUGGGCAUGUUGCCCGAUGCCAAUUUCGACUUCUGUGCCUUGUUUGAUGCGGAUGCUCCCAGUCUAACCGAAACGGGAUUUUUUGUUUCACAGUAG
This is a messenger RNA of Penicillium expansum, 3333 nucleotides long. RefSeq names its product Major facilitator superfamily domain, general substrate transporter. Gene Ontology annotation, biological process: transmembrane transport; regulation of DNA-templated transcription; DNA-templated transcription. Gene Ontology annotation, molecular function: transmembrane transporter activity; DNA binding; zinc ion binding. Bases 1 to 3333 code for a protein of 1110 amino acids. The transcript has 7 exons. Lineage: Eukaryota; Fungi; Ascomycota; Eurotiomycetes; Eurotiales; Aspergillaceae. Gene Ontology annotation, cellular component: membrane. The record is from RefSeq and is a predicted model, not a curated record.